Molecule: messenger RNA, 1984 nt
Organism: Pseudonaja textilis
Lineage: Eukaryota; Metazoa; Chordata; Lepidosauria; Squamata; Elapidae
Gene: KLHDC4
Product: kelch domain containing 4
Molecular function (GO): protein binding
Source: RefSeq, a predicted model, not a curated record
GGAGGUUUUGCCAGGCCGGGGCGGCCAUGUGAGCGACGCCUGCAGCCUCCCCAGAGCUGCCCCGACUUGCAAAGAUGGGCAAGAAAAAUAAGAAGGAGAAGAAGGCAAAGGGGGCCGAGAAGACGGCCGCCAAGAUGGAGAAGAAAGUCUCCAAGAGGACCAAGAAAGAGGAGGAGGACCUGGAGGCGCUGAUCGCCCAGUUCCAGUCUCUGGAUGCCGCGAAGACGCAGGUGCUGGAGACCCCCUGCGCCCCUCCCUCCCCCAGGCUCAACGCCUCUUUUAACGCCCACCCUGAGAAAGACGAACUCAUCCUGUUUGGAGGUGAAUAUUUCAAUGGCCAAAAAACCCUCCUCUACAAUGAACUCUUCGUUUACAACAUCCGGAAGGACAGCUGGGCUAAAAUUGAUAUUCCGAAUCCUCCGCCUCGUCGCUGUGCUCACCAGGCCGUGGUUGUCGCUCAGGGUGGCGGGCAACUCUGGCUGUUCGGUGGGGAAUUUGCUUCUCCGGACGGGGAGCAGUUCUACCAUUACAAAGACCUCUGGGUCCUGCAUUUGGCCAGCAGGUCCUGGGAGCAAGUCAAAGCUUCAGGGGGGCCCUCUGGGCGGAGUGGACACCGGAUGGCCGUCAGCAAGCGGCAACUCAUAGUCUUUGGAGGCUUCCAUGAAAGCAGCCGAGACUACAUCUACUACAACGAUGCCCAUGCUUUCAACCUGGACACCUUUGCUUGGUCCAAGCUGGCUCCUUCUGGGAUCGCCCCAGCCCCGAGGUCAGGAUGCCAUCUGGCUUCAACACCUGAGGGCCACCUCGUGGUCUAUGGAGGCUACUCCAAGCAGCGAAUUAAGAAAGACGUCGACAAAGGGACCCUUCAUACGGAUAUGUUCCUCCUGAGUGCUGAGAGCUCGGAGAAAUGGACUUGGAGCAGGGUGAGUCCUUCUGGUGUGAAGCCAACACCCAGAUCGGGCUUCUCAGUGGCCAUGGGGCCCAGCAGCCGCUCUCUACUCUUUGGUGGGGUCCACGAUGAAGAAGAAGAGGAACGUCUAGAAGGAGACUUCUUCAACGAUAUUUACUUCUACGAUCUGGCAAAGAAUCGGUGGUUUCUGGGACAGUUAAAGGGGUCGAAGUCUGAGAAAAAGAGAAGGCGACGGGGCGCAGCGAAAGGGGAUCUCCGUCAGGCUGGUGGCGAAGGGGAUGAGGCGGAAGGGCAGCCUCCGCCCGGACCUGUGGAGAUGGUCAAGGAGGUGGUGGCAGAAGACGGCACCGUGAUGAUCGUCAAGCAGCUGAUCUCAGCUCCCCAAGGGAGGUCCACGGAGCAGCCACCAGAGUUGGAAGGAGAAGACGAUGAUGACGGGGGCAGUGAAGCCCCCAGCCCUCCAGUGGAGCCCUGCCCGCGUUCAAACGCCAUGCUGGCCGUGAAGCACGGGGUGCUCUACCUCUACGGGGGGAUGUUUGAGGUGGGGGACCGCCAGUUCACCCUCAGCGACCUCUACGCCCUCGACCUCCACAAAAUGGAAGAGUGGAAGGUCCUUGUGGAGAUGGACCCGAAAACUCAGGAAUGGCUUGAAGAAUCUGAGUCGGAUGAAGAUGUGGAAGGUGCUGAGGGAGGAGAGGAAGAGGAAGAGGAUGAAGAAGAGGACUCCGAUGAGGAGGGGAGUGGAGAGGACGACAAGGAAGAACACCCAACUGUGCAACAGGAUGAAAAAUUUGCCGACUAUCUUUCCAGGACAGAGCGGUACUGGGUAAAUCUGGCCCGCCAGAACCUGGGCCCUGAUGCCAAAGAGAAGAAGACGGUGAAGGUGGGGCAGGCCAUGGCCAAGGCGUUCUUUGAAGGUGCCACCUAGGCAAGGCUUACGAUGACUGGGGCCAAAAGGUUGUGCUUGGCCAAUCCUGUCCCUCACAAGGCAGGGCCUGACUUGAGAGUUGAUUGCAGAGAAAGUCUGUGUUGAAUAAGUUAACUUCGCUUAAGGAUUUGAGGAGAGCAAAAAAA